Messenger RNA from Mya arenaria, 8325 nucleotides. RefSeq lists its product as uncharacterized. NCBI's taxonomy places the organism in Eukaryota, Metazoa, Mollusca, Bivalvia, Myida, Myidae. Gene Ontology annotation, cellular component: nucleus. Gene Ontology annotation, molecular function: sequence-specific DNA binding; DNA-binding transcription factor activity, RNA polymerase II-specific. The record is from RefSeq and is a predicted model, not a curated record. The coding region runs from base 326 to 5338 and encodes 1670 amino acids. The transcript is spliced from 3 exons. Gene Ontology annotation, biological process: regulation of transcription by RNA polymerase II.
GAAAACGCUUUUAGGUCAAACUUCAAGAUGGCGAAAUGUGAUAGUGGGAUUUCCACCCACUUUCGGCUUCAAAUAAACACUUUUUCGGUGUACUAGAGUAACCAGCUUGGAGUGACCGAUGGUGAUCGAUCGUGUACUGGGAACCUCAACUUCCAACUUAUAGCUGGAUGAUAUAGCAGAAUUUCAUCAACUGCUCAUUAAAAGCACUCUUUUGUUUUUAAUUUUGUUUCAAUUGAUUACGCUGAGGAACCAAGUUACAAACUAAGUGUUUACAAAGUGUAGGCCGGUGGUGUGUGAGUCUUAUUGUGUUCCAUCCAACCCAGCUAUGAGGAGGAGCAGGAAUACAGAAGCAGAUUUCAGGGACCGGAGGGAUGGCUAUAACAGGGACCAACGGUCAAGAGAGGACGGUCUUAACCGCUAUUACAAUGAUAAAGAUCAAAGUAGGAGUGGUCAGAAUGUUGACCAGUUUCAUUAUGAAGAACGACUACCACAGUAUGACCUUGACUAUCAGCAUUAUGAUAGGGGUCAAGUUACAAGAGAAAACAGUUCUAGUAAGCAUUUGGAUGAUAGAAGGUAUUCGUAUUCUGAUAGAUUUGCUAAUGCAAGAGAUGACUACCUUACUGAAACUGAUGUAGUCAGAAGAGAUCAAUACAGACAAGAAGAAUACAAGCAGGAUGAAAACAGAAGAGGGGAAUAUGAUCGCAGAACAGAUAAAAAUCUGGAACAAUUUGAUCAUAGAUUUGACAGCCAGGUGACUGGUAGGGAAAUCACUGGCAUUGGAAGGAAUCAUAGAAGAGCUGAAGACCAGCUAGAAGGUUCCAGGCAAGACAUAUAUAGAGAUACCAGAGAGUCUUACGAUGACAAAGAGAAGGAAAGACAUGCUGACUUAAGAACUCAAGAAUUUUCAGAUAGAAGAGCUGGAGAUUAUUUCUCUGGUAAAGAUCAUGGAAGUUUCAGACAAUCAGUUGAUGAAUGGGCAAGUAGAGGUCAAGAUCGGUUUUCAAGAAGCAUUCAUCAUGAAGGGAAAAAUAGCCUGAUGGAAGAGAAAGGUUCCUGGCAACAGAAAACCAGGUAUAAAACACAAAAAGCAGAUGUAAGUAGAGAAAUUCCUUCAUUGUCAAGAAAAGAUUCCAAACAGGAUCACGGAGACAGUAGACCAAGAGGGGACCAUAGUCAUCAAGGAUCUGGGCCUUCACGAUCAAAUUCAUCCAAAGACCAAAUUAAGGCUUCUGGUAAGGCUUUGCAAUCAUCGAAACAUGCUGACCACAAAAAAUCCAGUUCCAAGACUGACUAUACAAAGCCUGGAAGAGAGUACAUCAAGUCAGGAACUAAAAAACAAGAGCAAAAUGUUGACAAUAGAAAAGUUGAAGCAGAUGUUCGUAAUAAAGCAGAACGUAAACAUUCAUUUUCUGACAACAGAGGUCAUGCAAAGACAGUGGAAAGAAGUGCUAGUCAGUCCAGGGCAGAUGAUUUCAAAAGGCCUCAUGAUGUUAAGAGUAAAACUAGAAUUUCAUCUGGAAUGAAAUCUGAAUACGAAUUUCAUGAGGAAGAUGUUCUAAGUAUUAUGGCAGAUGAUGAUGGCUUCGAUAGAGAAACUGGAAGGAUACAUUCUGAGUCAUUUGUCACUCAGGAUAGAAGCACUCAUGGUAAAGAGUAUGACGAUAGGGAGUAUGCUAAUACUGAAACAUACCCCAGGCAAAGUGGAUCUUCAGACAAAGUUAGACAUGCUUCAGAGUCAGUUGAAUCUAGGCAACAGAGUGGGCAAAACAAUUCCAGUAAUUACAAACAAUUUAAAUUAGGAAUCAAAAGUUUUAAAAGCAGACCUCAUUCAUUUGUUACUAAUUUUAGAAAUAGAUCUAUACAUAAUACUAAAAGUAAAUUUGGUAACAACUCAUUUACUGGUAGAUCCAACAGAUUUGCUAGGUCUAGGCAAUAUAAUGAGAAUAAUACACAGUUUUCAGGCAAGGGUAGGCAGACAAAUUUAAGCUUUCAAAAAUCUGAGAGACAUUUUCCUAAAUCAAGUAGCAAAUUCACAAUGCCUAAUAGAUUUAGGGGUCCUCAAAUAAAGAACGAUUUCAAGAGAUUUGAUGAUCCUGAAUCUUCUGAAAGAAAAAGAGCAUUUUCAGAUGACUAUUCUCGUAGGGGAACUGAUCCAGAGAAAUUCUCAUCUUGCACAACAAAGUUAAUUGAUCAUAGAAAUAAAUUCACAGGUAAGAACAAAGGUCAUGGCUUUGUAAAUAAGUCAAAGGGAUUGCAACACUAUGAUAGAAUGAAAAAGAAAUACCUGAGAGGUGGACAGGGGAAACGGUAUCAACCAACUGGACAGCAGAGGGGUGCAAUUGAUAAUGAAAGAAAUGCCGAUAAAUACAAUGAAGAAACAGAAAACACAUACAGAGAUGAGAGAAGAGCUGGUGAAAUGUUUAUUGAUGAUGAAAGGAAGAUAGUUGUAGGCAAUGAUGGUGUACUUGGACCAGUUCCACAGCAGCAGGUGUUUUUCAUUCCAAAUCCAGAACUUGCAGGGAUGCAACCGCAGUUUGUUGACCAGUAUGGUAAUGUAAUCGUUAACCCUGAGGUAGGUAUUCAACAAGAUCAACCAAUCCAUUUCAUCUCACAACCAGAUGGACAAGACAUGGGCAAUGGACAAGAACAGCAGCAGGUAUUCUUCAUUCCCUUCAAUCAGAUGCCAGGACUACCCGACAGUUUGGAGCAUCAGCCAUUGAUUUCUAAUGAAAGGUCAUUAGAUGAUCCAGAAAGGGUUAACACAAGAAACAUUGAUGGCAGUCGUCGUAAAAUAAAUAGGGUAAAACCUCAAAUUAAGAAACCUUUGUCAUCAGAGGCAAGAGCGAAAAUAAAACAGCAGUUGGCUCUGAAAAGAAGACAAAGGCUGGAAAGAGAGAUUGAGCAAAAAGUCAUAAAAAAACUCUUGAAGUCUGCUCAAAUUCCCGGCACGAGUAUCAACAAAGAAGAGGCAACUCGUAAAAAGCCAGUUUUGAAGCGAAUUUCACCACCAUCUAAAACCAGCCAUUUGAACAAAAAGGUAAAGUUAGUCAAAGGGGGGAGAGAGAUUCAACCAGAAUAUGAAGUUGUAAGUGGUGAGGAUGAUUAUGAAAAUAUAAGUGAUUAUGAGGAUGUGUCAGACGAUGAUGAAGGAUCAAAGGAGAAGAGGCCUGUUUUCAGAAAACCCGGACAGCCAAGGAUUACUGGCCUGCAUAAAGGUAUCAAGAGAACAGAAGAGGAUGAAGCUGAGAAAAAGACUGGUGAUGUCAGGCAUGUGGUUGAAAAGUCAUGGAAAGAGCCGAUUAGAAGAACGGUUCAUGUGGAACAUAAACAAGUCAUGAGAAGAGCAAGAAGAUCGAUCAGUCCAAUUGAAAUUACAGUAAGCAAUGACAAGUACAGUAACAUAUCGAAAAAUGAAGGCAGAACAGAGUUGAAACAUGAGAGAACUCCAGAAAGUCAUAGUUCCGAAAGUAGUGAAAGAUAUGAUAAAAUGAAAAUUGAAAAUAAUGAGAAAAAAAGAAGUGAAAAUGAGAAAGAAAGGUAUAGUGAUAGGAAAAACAGUUUAAGAGGAAGAUCAGAAGAAAGACAUAGAUCUAGAGACAGAUCUAGAGAGAGAGUUGAAAGGCGCAAAUCUAGAGAAAAUCCUGGAGAUAAAAUUGAAAGGCGCAGAUCUAGAGAUAAAAUUGAAAGACAUCGAUCAAGAUCACCAGAAAGGAAAAGGGAUUCAGGUAAGUAUUUUAAAGAUAAUGCAGAAAACCAAUACAAGACAAAGGGGCCUGGUUGUUACGAUAAUACAAAUGAAAAAGAUGUGCAAAAUGACAGAGAUAAUAGAGACAAGAGAAGAGAUGCUGACAGGAAUCCCAGGAGUCCUGACCGAAGGGUGACAAGUCCAAGAAGAAGAUCUAGAAGCCCACACCAACAGUCCAGAAGUCCAAGAAGAAGUAAGCCUGAUGAUAGGAGAGAUCGGAGCAGGAGCCCAAGAAGGCGUAGUAGAGAAAGGAACCAGUCUAACGAUGCCACAAGAAACAGAAAUGAAUAUACAUCUAGGGAUGAGAGUAGUAAAUAUUCCCUGUAUCCCACAUCCUCUCAUGUAAUAAGCAGUAUGUCUGGGAUAACUCCUUCAUUUCCAUAUCAGACUCAGACUCCUGUUUUGUCAUUAGAUCAAAGUCUCCCUCCACAGCACCAGAGUUUAACCGCAAUGUCUGCACCUAUUCCCCCACCAUUUCUACAAAAUCUAGAACCUCAAAAUCAACUGAGUGAUAUGUCCAUGCCUCCUCCUUUGAUGGGAAAUGUACAUUCUUCAAUGUCAUCACUGGUUAUUCCUCAGCAAGCUCCCAUGCAACAUCAAAUAUCUUCAGCUCAGUUUCAGCAGAACAUCCUACAGACACAACCAUCACAGAACCAAACUCAAUAUCCACAGCAACAAUUGCAGGCAAUGAAUCAAGCACAGAUGGGUCAACAUAUGCAGUCCAAUACAAGUAAUCCCUUGUUUCCGGUUCAUCAGACUGGAAAUCAGCAGUUCCUCCAAGGAAAUCAGUCAACGAUGCCAAUCAUGAGCGUAGGGCAGCCAGGCCAGCAGCAGGCGCAUAUACACCAAGCACAGAGCAUGGUUAGUAUGAAUCCCAGCCAGGUGCCACAAGGACAAACUUACAACAUGAGCCACAUGCUUGGACAGACAAGGUCGAAUAUUUCAAAUGAUGGUAAUCAGCAAGCUGCUAGUUUUGUAGCUGCUUCACAGCCAACUGUCAGGGCUGUGCUUGGUACUCUCUCUGGAGGUAGUAAAACAUCACAGAUUGUAGGACAACAAUCUGUUGUACUUGGAAGCAAGACUCAAAUGAGAUCGUUCGUUAUGCAAAAUACCAGUAACUUGGGAUUCCAAAGUGUUCGAACAGGAGCAACUGAGAAAGGCAAUAAUAAAAGAAAUUAUGGAGGGAGAGAUUCAAACAGAACAGAGGAUGAUGAAGAUGAAGAAACCUUUGAAAUGAUUUGCUCUCAUUGUGAAAAGGUUUUUCUAAACCAAGGAGCAAUGAGGAAACAUUCUCUUUGGCAUCAAAGAAUGUCGACGAACGAAACCAGGCUCCGCUGUGACUCUUGCGAGCAGGCGUUCACUAACACGUUAAGCUAUAACAGCCAUCAGAGGGAGAAACAUUUCAUUGAGGCGCUCAACUGCAGCAUGUGUGACAAAACUUUCAACUCAAUAGCACAGUAUGAGAGGCAUUGUUCCCAGUUCCAUUCUCAGGUCAGCGUACAGCAUUCCUGUCCCAUGUGUCCGGCCACAUUCCAGCAAAUACGACAUCUCCUUCAACAUAAACGAGAUCAUCACUCAAGCUACAGGAAGUAAAAUGGCAUUGACAAGAACAGAAAACAUGCUCAGCAAAAACAUCUAUGCAUGCUCUAAUAAACCCACCUAUAUAGAUACUUCCACCUAAUUCAUAUGGCCAACAUAAGAUGAGAUUCAAGAUCGAGAAAAUGUCGUUCAGAAAACAGUAUGGUUUAGAAUAACACAGAUUUUGACAGAUCAAAAGAUGCAGUCUGAUAGUUGGUAAGGAUGUAAAUUCAUGUAAGAAAUAGGUAGGUGAUUGACAGAUGCUCAGAAAUCAUUUAAAUUAGUACAUUAUACAUAAAGACAGUUACUGUUUCUAUGAUAUAAUGAAAGUGGAUUAAAAUGAAACCACUUUUUAUAUUGAAGAACCAUAUUGAGUAAAGUUUGCCAAGUUGACUUCUUUUAAGUUAUAUUUACUAUCCACUGAGAUGAUGAGCCUGAUUACAACAUGAGCAGAAGCUAUUCAAAUCUCUGUUUAAAAAAAAAGUAAGAAUUGUAUGAUGUGUUUACAUUUAACACACUAUAAAAAAGAAAAAGGGGAAACAUAAUACCGGUAUGUAUUUAAUGUGAAUUAUCUACAAUCUCACAUUGGUAGUAUAUAGGCCGAAGUAUUUUUUGUUCAUAUAGUGUUUCGAUUUCAGCCCGUUUUUUUUUUCUUCAAUAUGAUUUGAGUUUUUUUUUCAAUUAUUUCUAUUUUAAUCACAACGCUUCAAAAAUAGGGGAUAUAUAGAAAACUGAAUUGUGUUGUCAAUAUUGCAGACCAAGGAGUGAGGAAAUUUGCUAAAAUCCUUGGGGUCUAAGAGAUUUAAGUUUAAGAAAAUGCAGCCAAGUUUUUUUCCCAUGUAGCUGUCUCAUCGGGCGUGUCAAAAUCAUGCCUGUCAAAUGACCCGCUGUUAAAAGUCCCCUUAAUGCUGCUGCUUCUCCCUGGGGCAAAUCAUUGAUAAGUGCAUUAAGUAUGAUUUGUUUCAUCAUUAUGACGUAUAAGUUAAUAAUUUAGGAUUGAUAUCUAAAUUGUAUAAGGUGACCACUUCUAGGUAUUGCUGUAAAUAUUAGUUAUUACUGUUUUUCAUUUUGAAAGUAAAAAUGUGCUGUAAAAUGUUGUUUUUUGUUUUGUCUAUAUACUUGUAAUAAUAUACUUCUAAUGAUGUGCUUGCAAUUCUGUUAAUUAUCAAUUUUCCAUGCUUUGUUAUAUAAUUAAUACCAAAGAUAAUUAAUACCAAAGAUGAGAAUUUGUUUCCAGCUCAUAAUACAUGCUUGCUUAUGACAAGAUGCAAUUAUUGAUGUCUGAACAAUGCAGCCACCAAGAACUUGUGAAUGGAUGAUUGAUUUCUAUAUAUUAUAGCCUUUAACCUUCCUGUUUUAUGCUUUUUUCUUGAAGAUGAACUGUUGUUAUUGUGCUCAAAUGAUCCAUUUUUAUACUUAUUAUAGUUUCACCUGCCCAGUACAAGGGGGAGAGGGGAGGGGGGGGGGGGGCAGUGUUCAGUAUGUUGUCCAAUCAAUUACUUAAGAAGCCUUUGUCAAAUCAUCACCAAAUAACAUAACAUCUCCAACAAGUUCGAUAACCAGCCAAUUUGCUUGAGUCACUUCAGAGUUAUCACCCUCAAAUAGGUCUUGUCCAAUCAAACUCUUUAGAAGCCUUUGUCCAAUCAUUGCCAAAUUUUGUCAGAAUGUCUAUGGGCAUAUAUCUCAGUCAAGUUUGAUUACCAGUCCUGUCCCUUGUGUCUUUCUAGAUUUAUCGCCCUCUAAUUAUAGAAAUUACUUAAAUUUGGUCAUGUCCAAUCAAUAACUUAAGAAGCCUUUGUUCAUUCAACACCAAAUUUGGUCAGAAUGUGUAUGGGCAAAAUAUCUUGGUCAGGUUUAAUGACCAGCCUCUGUCACUAACAAGUUAUGACUCUUGAAUUAGCAAAAACUGCAUUAAGUGUAGGCUUUCAAAAAAAAAUUAAUGUACAACCACUUAUCAACUUGAUGUUCUUAAAAAAGGAUGGGUGUAUUUUGCUAUAGUUAGCAUUCUGUUUUAUCAUAAUGUACAUAAAUGUUUGACUUCACGGUGCAUAGCAGUUUUGUCAUAUUUUUUUUCAUCUGUUGUAUAUCGCUUUUUAUGCUAUCAUCAAAGAACAUGGUUUCUCAUUCUGAAAAACAUAAACUUGUUCUAUUUUUGUGGAAAGAUUUUGAAAUAAUAUGUUUUAAAUGUUGGGACCCAUGCACAUCCAUAGCUUAAAGGUCAAGGUCACAAAUAAAGGUCAUCUGGUUACUUGAUAGAUAUAUUGACAGGACACGAUGUAUGCCACAAUGCAAAUUAUGUAUGUAUGGUUAUGAAAACAAUCUUUGAUUAUAGUUGUUCAUUUAUAGAUUUGUAAUUGUUUUCAAAUAUGUUUCAUUUUGACAUAUUCAUGUUUCAUUGUUUCAUAAAUUCUCUUUUCUUGUGCGAGGGAAUGUAUUGCCAUUAAGUUGAUUAACGUUAACAUUAUUGACCAUGCUUUGUGGAUUAAGUACAGGAACAUAUGGUUUUAAAGUUAUAAGAUCAUCUUGAAACAAACUUGGCCACUUAGGGGGUUUGGGCAGCUUUUUGAAUGACAUUGUCUUUUUACCUCUUGUCUUUUUAAAAGUGCCUCCUUUCAGGGCUUAUGAAAAGUCUGUCCCUCGAUUUUUUAAAGUGGUUUUUGAUCUUUUCAUGUAAGAAACUACGGUCAAGUUCAAUGUUUUUGGCUCAUCUUUUACAAUUGUUAAGACUUUGUCUGUUCUAACCUUAAUUAUGUUAUGUUUUUAAUAUCAAAGGAAUUUAACAUCUUACAAUUUUGGCUGCUCAAAGCCCUUUUUUUAUUUUUAAAGCAUCACAUAUAUAAUGCUAUUAUUGAACGUUACUAGAAAGUUUUAUAUCAUGAGAUAAAAAUAACUUGAAAAAAAAUGACAGAAUUGAUAGAAUUAGUUGAACAUCAUGCAUCUCGUUACGUCUAUGUACAUGUAUAUACAAUUAUUGCUUUUUGAAUAAAAUGUUUUAGUGAGAA